This is a messenger RNA of Epinephelus fuscoguttatus (brown-marbled grouper), 2996 nucleotides long. RefSeq names its product thioredoxin domain containing 16 (gene txndc16). NCBI's taxonomy places the organism in Eukaryota, Metazoa, Chordata, Actinopteri, Perciformes, Serranidae. Bases 439 to 2937 code for a protein of 832 amino acids. The transcript is spliced from 20 exons. The record is from RefSeq and is a predicted model, not a curated record.
GUCACUGUCGAAAUAUGGAGCAUCAUUCCCUUAAGACACAUUUUUCACAUUUCACUGUGUAACUUGGUGAAAAAUAACCUUGAAAACUUACUUUAUCGGUGGCCUAACAUUACAUCUCCCACGGACAUAUGCUGACAUGUCUAUUUUACAUUUCACGGUCUUUACGGCAUCACUAGCUAGCUAACAUACCCAGCUAAUGAAUCUGCUAGCAUUACUUCCAAUUCGAUGUAAAGCAGAAAGCGCCAUUUUUGGACUUUCUUCGGGAUUUUACACUCGUAGAAGAAGCUGCUGCCUAUAACUAGCGUCACAAUGUCUUCAUGUUCUUUCACCACGGGUUUAUCUGUGGUUUGUAGCGUUUGUGACACUUGGAAAGACAAAAGGUGAACUUUAACCCCACCUCGACUUUCUCAGAGAGCUCAAAGCAAUCUGUCCUCCAAGAUGUGGGUGUGUAUUGUUGUUUUCCUGCUGUGGAUGAGGUCAGGAGGAUGCACAGAGAAGGCCAACACAUCUGAUCUGAUAGAAUACACAGCUGCAGACUUCUAUGAGAAAUUGCAUUCUGGAAAGAUGAUGUUCAUCUAUUUUGAGCAUCAAGUCUCUCCAACCAUCUCUCUCUUCUUGGUGGAGCUGGAGAAGUCUGCUGACGCUCUGCAGGAUUAUGGAGUUCUGGUUGGCAAGGUCAACUGCAAUAAAGAGCUGGUUCACACAUACUGCACAGAAGAAAGGGCGCUGCACACAGCGUUUCUGUUCAGGGGUGGUAAGGAGUUCUUGGGUUUUGACUUGGACACCGUGUUUGACGUCAACUCCAUCGUCUCUGAAGUCCUGUUUGCUAUUCUGCGAGAAGAGGUCAAGUACGUCCACACAGACACCGACCUGCUGGCCAUGGAGAAGGCAGUCAGAGGGAAGAAGGAUAUCGUACUGGGUUACGUCCGCAGUCUGGGAACACAAGAGCACAGGUCAAUGAUGGAGACAGCAUAUGUGUACGGAUCCAAAUACCAGUUCAUCCUCAUAACUGGGGGCCCAGUUUUGAAGCACUUAGGUGUCAAUGAGUUGUCUCACUCGUCUCGAGUGUGGUUCCUCCACUGUACAACCCCAAAGUCCUCUGAGCGCUGCCCGUUGACCCGUAUGAGGAAACCCCUGUCCACCCUCAGCCUCCACUCCUUCCUGCAGCUCAUGGAGGCUCCACUGGUGACUGAAGUUUAUGAAGACCCCUCCUCGGUCCAGCCCCCUCAGUUCCCCUACCAACAGACCCCCCAGGUCUUCUUGUUCUCUCGUCCUGCAACCAAGCACCUAGACCUGGACACGGCCACCACUCUGGCCUGGAGGCUCCGGGGCCUCGCCCUGCUGGUGCUCGUACACAGGCAGAGUCCUGCAGUGAAAACCCCCAGUGAAUAUAAUGCUGCUUACAGGCUGCCUGAGAAGAGUUUAGAGGUGAAGUAUUUGACCUUGCAAGUCCUCGAUGAGGUGUUGGAGCUCUUUAAAAAUCAAGAUAACGAGGAAGAAGAUGAGGACGAGGGGGUGGAGGAGGAUGAUGAGGAUACACAUUUUGGCAAGCUGGACGAUGAAGUUGCAAUGUCUUUUUACGAAAGUCGAGGCAACUUGCUGAACAUGGACUUAAUUAUCCAACUAACCUCCAACAACUUCCACGCCACAGUAGCUCAAAGCAGCCUGACAGUGGUGCUCUUCUACCUCAGAUGGGAUGCUGUUUCAAUGUCUUGCCUCAGCUCCUUCAUUGAAGUUGCAGAGAUACUUGAAGUCUCUUCAGAUUCUGACGUCCAGAUGUGCGCGGUCGACUGUGGAGAGUGGACUGACCUCUGCGCUGCUCAGCCAGGCGGCUCCCUCCCGAUCCCAUUUCAGCCAAUCACGACCUUCCCCAGCAUCUUGCUGCUCCGCCCCCAGCAGACAGCUCAGCACUACAGAGGCAUGCUGGGUAGUGAGGCGCUGUAUCGCUUCAUCGUACUGAGCCAGCCAGAGUCUCCUGCACUACUGUCCACCCAAGAGGAAGUGACAUCAUUCCUUCAAGUACCUCACGCUGAAUUAGCAGGCUACAAGCCUGACAGAGUACUGGGACUGUUUAGGACACAAACACACACAGGUGUGCCGCUGUUUACUGAAGCAGCAAACUCAUUAAGAGGAGAGGUGCUGAGCGGACUGCUCACCGAUGGGCUGGCAGAGAAAUGGGCAGCAGAGCACACUGUGGACCUUCCCGCACUGUUGGUAUAUCCAUCUUGGAAGACACACACUCAUCCCUCCAUACUGUCUCUGUCUACCUCUGCUGAGGAGCUGCUCUCACACAUAAACACUGCACUGCUGCAUCCACUGCCUGAGCUGACAGUGGAAAACCUACCGUCCUUCCUCUCCCUGGGUAAAGCCCUCCUCCUCCUCUUUGUGGGAGAGGAGGAGGAUGAGAUCGGGCAGAGGCAGAACCAGGCGCUGGUGGAGGAGAUGAGAGGAGUGGUGGCAUUGGGAGGGGGGAAGAUGGAGCGCUACCUGGCCUGCUGGAUCCACCUUGGUCGUACUCCAGCUGGUAUGUCUGUCCUGGGGUCAUACCUGGGCUCAAUGCCCCCCCUCCCUGCUCUAGUCCUCACCCAUUUGCCCUCUGGAGAUGAAAUCUAUCAGUACCCCCCCAACACGCCUAUAGUGGCCUCGUCUGUCCUGCAGUGGCUGCAGAGGAUCGAGGGUGGGACUGAAUCAGCAGCAGGGAUGUUGGGUGAGGACAGCUGGCCUCCCAAUGCCGACUUCUACGACUUCCUAAAAGCCAUGGACAUGCAGGAAUCAAACUCUACACAGCAGCACCCUCCUGAAGGAGAAGUGGAAGAGGAAGAAGAGGAUGAGGAGGAUGUGAAUAUCGAAGAACAUGUGAUGUUAAAAGAAGCAACGGAUUCCUCCUCUAGCGUUCCCACUUCUGACAGUAACCCAGACACUCACUCUGAACUGUAACAGAACAAGAUGGGAGGGUCAUGACACAAAGGCAUUGAUUAAACACAUUUUUCUAUUGA